Zerene cesonia (dogface butterfly) is the source of this 2191-nucleotide messenger RNA. It is a transcript of the gene ball, whose product is annotated as serine/threonine-protein kinase VRK1. Gene Ontology annotation, cellular component: nucleus; cytoplasm. The coding region runs from base 198 to 1805 and encodes 535 amino acids. Gene Ontology annotation, biological process: peptidyl-serine phosphorylation; signal transduction. Gene Ontology annotation, molecular function: protein serine/threonine kinase activity; ATP binding. NCBI's taxonomy places the organism in Eukaryota, Metazoa, Arthropoda, Insecta, Lepidoptera, Pieridae. The record is from RefSeq and is a predicted model, not a curated record. The transcript is spliced from 6 exons.
AUCAGGCAUACGACUUGAGAUCUGUCAAAUCAAAACUCAAAAUAGAAAACGACGCUUGAUUCAAUUUCAAGCGUUUCUGUUGUGUAUGUUUUGUAAAAUAUUUUUAAUGGAAAAGAUCAUUAAAUAUUAUUAUUAUUAAUUCAGUGUUAAAUGCGAUAAUAAAUACAUUUUAAUUAGGUACACCUAACAUAGUUAUAAUGAGUGGAAGAGGGAAAAAAGCGGCAGCGCCGAAGAAAAAAGCCAAUGGCUAUAAGAUGCCUGCUCCUAUCCCAACAGGAGAGGUAAUUCACGACACAAUAGGAAAGAAGAAAUGGAGAAUCGGUCCUUCUAUAGGUGUUGGUGGUUUUGGUGAAAUAUACUCUGCGUGCGACCAUGAAGCCUCGCCAAAGAAAGGCUCUAGCUACCCAUUCGUUGUAAAGAUUGAGCCACACGAAAACGGUCCGUUGUUUGUAGAAAAGCAUUUUUACAUAAGAAACGCUAGUAAAGAUGACAUUGCUAAAUUUAUGAAGGAGAAAAAGUUAUCCACAUUUGGUAUGCCCAGUUACUAUGGAAAUGGGUCUCAUAAUUUCAAAGGCGAAAAAUACAGAUACCUAGUACUUGAGAGGUAUGGAAAGGAUUUGUGGACCUUGUUCAAAGACUCCGGUCGAUCAUUCCCACCAACUGCAGUCUUUCAAAUAGGCCUCCAAAUGCUAGAUGUCUUAGAAUACAUACACAAUAAAGGUUAUGUCCAUGCUGAUAUAAAGGGAGCAAAUAUUCUCCUAGGGCUGAAGAAAGGGACCGAGAACCAAGCAUACCUUGUGGACUUUGGCCUUGCUACAAGAGUUAAUGAAAAAGAGUUUAAACCAGACCCAAAAUGUGCUCAUAAUGGGACUAUAGAGUAUACAAGUAGGGAUGCGCAUUUAGGAGUGGCAACAAUGCGAGGAGACUUAGAGAUUUUGGGCUACAACAUGCUGCAGUGGAUUGUGGGAGAGCUCCCAUGGGAGAAGUCGUUGCAGCAGCCCAAGAAGGUGCAGGCCAUGAAGGAGGACUUUAUGAAGAAUGUUAGAAGUGAAGUCAACAAGCUGAGUUCUAGUGUACCUGAAGCUUUAAUAAAAUUCUUUGAGUACAUAAACUCUUUAAAACCAAAAGACAGUGUCGACUAUACAAAGUGUCGCCAGUUGUUUGAAAGCUAUCUCAAAAAGGAAGGAAAAACGAAGACCAGCAAACUAGAGUUCACUGCCACUAUCAAAAGGAAAGGAAACAAAGUGGAAUCAGGUGAUCAGGAGUCUGAUGUAGAGGAAGUUGUGCCAAAGAAAAGAAUACCGAAACAGAAUGGAGACUUGAAACCGAGAAGAACGAAAAAAGCGCAGAAAUUAGAUGACACAGAGAACACGGAGCCCGAUAAAAACACGAGUAUCACAAAGAAAAGGAAAUCCUUAGAGCCGUCGUAUGUUGUUAAAGUUAAGAAGACUAAAAUAGCACCAAAAGCGACUCCGCCAGCAAAGAUAAACCACGCGAAUAUUGCGACGCAAACGUCUGGGAACCGGAUCAAAAGGAGCCCGCGACAAGUCACCUUCGACAGUCCCAUAUGUGAAGUGAUUGGUGAAAAAACGUUAAAAAAUUCCAGUGUUAACUCCAGCGGUGAUAUUUUCGAUGAUUCCUUCACGAUUGAAGAGAAGAAGGUUAGGCCAAAACGUAGGUUACUCUCUGAUGAAGAAGUGACGGUAAAGAGGGUAGUUAGAAAGAAAGUGACGACUGUGAAACCUAAAGGAAAGUCGUGGAAGGACAGCCCUACUGUAGUAAAUGGUCGCUCACCACCAAAGUAGGUGCCAUAUGUAAUAUUAGUAUUAACAAAUAGGAAAGUACUUUGAAUUCAAAUAUCCUGUUAUUAUGAAUGAAUUUACCGUUUUUGAUUUUAGUAUAAUUGUCGUAAUUUAAACACAACAUAUGUAGGUAAUUGGUAAGAUACUUUUUUUUAUUUCAAUUAUUUUUCUGUACGUUCUGUUACACUGUGAAGUUGAAUUAUUAAUUUACUGUUCACACUGAAUUAUAUGCACAUAUAGUACAAUUGAGUUGCCAUAGUUACCCACCCAAUGGAUUGAGGAAUAAUUUAUUGAUAUUGGUAUUUAUUUAUCUAGCAUCAUAUGGUAUAAAUGAUAAAAUUCCACAUAAAAUUUCUAAUUAUUAUUACACAAACAGAUUAUUUCUUGUU